AUGCGCUUCUUCGCCAUCGUCCUCGCCGGCCUCGCCGCCGCUGUCGCCAACGCGCAGAAUGCGCCGAACCCAUUCAAUAUCCCGAGCACCUUCUCUUUCACGGCCGGCGAACCCACGACCGUGACAUGGGAGCCGACGACCCCCGGCACCGUGACGCUGGUCCUGCGCUCCGGCGCCUCCAGCAGCCUGGACGGCGGUGCGGCGAUAGCCACCUCGAUCCCCAACACGGGCUCCUACACCUGGACGCCCGACCCCUCGGUCACGCGCGGCAGCGACUACACCAUCCAGAUCGUGUCCGACACGGACCCGACCCUCGUGAACUACACGCCCUUCUUCGUCAUCGAGUCCUCCAACACCGUCGCCAGCACCACCUCCGCCUUCUCCCUGGGCGCCACGUCCAGCAUCCCCAGCCUGAGCAGCGUCUCCCCGACUUCGACGGCCACGGGCAGCGGCAGCAGGAGCAGCGCGGCGUCCGGCUCGACAUCGGCGUCCGGUUCCACAUCAACGUCCGGCUCGAUGACGACGUCGACAUCUAUGAAUGCGGCGGCCUCGUCGAGCGCGUCCAGCGCGGCUAGCUCGAGCAGCACGGCGGCCAGGUCCAGCUCUGCGGCUGCGGCGACGAGCGCGGCGGAGAGCGUCGUCAACGCGAGCGUGCCGUCGGGCGCGGCGGUGGCGAACAAGCGGGUCGCGGGCGGGAUGAUGGUCCUCGCUGCUGCGGGCGUGGGGCUUGUGUUGUAA
Messenger RNA from Coniosporium apollinis CBS 100218, 738 nucleotides. RefSeq lists its product as uncharacterized. The coding region runs from base 1 to 738 and encodes 245 amino acids. The transcript is spliced from 2 exons. The record is from RefSeq and is a predicted model, not a curated record. Lineage: Eukaryota; Fungi; Ascomycota; Dothideomycetes.